ACGGCAGUUUUCGUGUGUCGAUGCGUUACUUCGAGUGGAUACAUUCCCGGCAGGGUAAUGUUAAUCGCAUUACGAUUUCGAUAACGAACAGCAGCACCUAAGUGCUAACGUAACUCGCGAUAAGUAGACCACUUUUGGUAGCCCAUCACGAAUUCUAUAGGUACCGGUAGAUUCCUUCACCUCAAGGAUGUCUGUUUUACUGCGACAGUCAUUGUCCCGCUUAACUCCGUUGUCAGCUGUGAGCUGUACGUACCUUCAGCAGCUGCACUCUCAGCAGCCAAGUGUGGACCUGUGCACAUUAACUAAAACUUCUGCAGAACAGCAAGGUCGUCUUCCAGUGGUACCUGUUUUCAGGCAAGCACUGUCUUUCCCUGCUGAAUCAAUCGCUCUGAGGGAUGCCUACGGAGAGUACACAUACCGUGGAUUAUUCCUCAGUAGCCGACAGUUAGCUGAUCAGCUUACAGACUCAUUUGCCGGAAGACGUGGUGAACGAGUUGCAUUCCUGGCUGGCAAUGAAGCAACUUAUCUUAUUAUUCAGUGGGCAUGUUGGAUGAGUGGUCAAACAGCUGUUCCUCUGAGCAGUGUGCACCCACCACAACUGUUGGAAUACUUCAUCUCUGACAGUGAUGCAGGAGUAGUUGUUGCAACAACUGAACAUGCUGAUACUCUACGGAAAGCCGCUGGAGACAAGCGCAAAUUUAUUGUCCUUGACUCGACACUACGCACUCUUUCAUCCAGGAAAGCAGAUCAGUUGGGAAGUGAGAAUGUAACCCUACCUGAGGAAGCCCAUGAACUUAAAGGAGGUGGACAAGAACCAGAGUUUUAUGAUGACAAUGAUGCACUUUUCAUCUACACGUCUGGAACAACGGGACCUCCAAAAGGAGUUGUGUUGACUUACCGCAACCUGGAUGCACAGGCACAGUCACUAAUAAAGGCAUGGGAGUGGUCAUCUAAAGACAGCAUUCUGCAUACACUACCUUUACAUCACAUUCAUGGUGUUGUCAAUGCCCUGCUUUGCCCACUCCUCGUUGGUGCCAGAGUUGUUAUGCUACCAAAAUUUGAUGCUCCAACUGUAUGGGCGAAGCUUCUGGCAUUAAAUACAGUGGCUGCAGAAAGAGUCAACAUUUUCAUGGGUGUGCCAACUAUGUAUGUCAAGCUAAUUCAGGAGUAUGACCAUGCAUUUGGCAAUAAUGAACGCAUGAAAGAGUACAUUCAUUCUGUUUGCUCCCAAAAGAUAAGGUUAAUGGUGAGUGGUUCAGCACCAUUGCCAGCACCUAUAAUGGAACGUUGGGAAGAAAUAACUGGCCAUCGUCUUCUGGAACGAUAUGGAAUGAGUGAGACAGGCAUGAUCCUAUCAAACCCCCUUCAUGGAGAAAGAAAGCCUGGAUCUGUUGGACACCCACUUCCUGGUGUCACUGUACGGCUAAGUGAUAGUGGUGAAGUGCAGGUGAAAGGGGACAAUGUUUUUUCCAGAUACUGGAACAGGCCACAAGCCACAGCAAAAGAAUUCACAGAGGAUGGAUGGUUCAAGACAGGUGACACAGCUGUUAUAGAGGAUGGUUACUACAGACUGCUCGGUCGGACAUCAGUUGAUGUCAUUAAGACUGGUGGAUAUAAGGUGGGUGCGGUUGACAUAGAAGCCAAGCUGUUGGCGCAUCCAGCAUUGGCAGAUGUUGCUGUACUUGGUGUUGAGGACCCCACCUGGGGACAAAGGGUUGUUGCUGUAGUGGUCCCAGAAGAAAAUAAGACUGUACCAACAUUAGCAGAGCUACGUGAGUGGGCAAAAGGACAUAUGGCACCUUAUGCUAUUCCUACCCAAUUAAAAGUGAUAGAACAGCUGCCACGCAAUGCCAUGGGCAAGGUCAAUAAGAAAGAUCUUAUCAAGCAGCUGUUUCCUUCCAAAAGUACUGGAACAGCAGCGGCUGCUAAAUAGGAAUAUAUGACAGUAAAAAAUAAUGUCUGCUGAAACAAUGCACACAGAAGACUGAAAUGCUGAAGAAGUACAUAGGAAUUACAAAUUAGCAAAAAAGUGUUUUUGGGAAUAAUAAAAAAGUGUACAGUAGUCUUUAAAUAAAACCUUUGAAGUAAGAAAAUUGAAAUAUUUUGAAGGAAGCUUAUAUAUGAUAGUGACUAAAACACAUGGAAUUAAAAGUUUACUAAAGAUGCAUUUCAUCAUAUUGGUGUGCCUUUCAGAAAAUUAUUUUUAUGAGCUGUUGGAAGACAUACAAAUCUUAUAUAGACCAUAAUGCCAGUUUGUUGAGAAAUUCAAACCAUAAUGCCAGUUUGUUGAGAAAUUCAAAUUACACCAUUGUUACACAGGUACAGAUAGGUUGUAAUCAAAAAAUUAGAGGUUAUGAUACUGUCAUUUUGCAAAUUUAUUUAUUCGUACAUGUGCUUUCUGGUAUGCCAAAAAGUCUUGUUUAUGGUGAAAUUUGAAAAGUUUUGUUGGUAACUGAUUAAUCGUAUGUUUUUAUGCAGUUUGCUAGGGCCAAAGUAUCAGUGAUGUACAAGACCAAUGAAGCUAUGCUGCACAUAACUUUAACAAGAUGCAAAAUUUUGCUGUACUGAAGGAAUUUAACAUAAAUUAAUACUGCUCAGGGAAAGUAGAGAUUAAAGUAGAAAAGUAGGUUGUUGUUACUUUGAGAUUGCUUUAACAACUUUCUAAUGUUUAUUUAUAAUUCCAUAUUUUAAAGACUGAAAAUAUGUAAGCAUUGGAUGUGAGAUGUGAAUACGUAAGCCUGAAGGAAACGUUGUUUCAUAGUGAUUUUUAUGGAACAUCAUUGUGUAUGUUUUGUGGUGUGGCUAAUGUCCUAAUGUAGCAUUUUUUCCCCAAUGUUAAACUUCCUUUUUCUUUUCUUUCUACUUUUUUCUUCAACUUUCAUUAAUUGUUGGUCAUAUUAGUGCAAGUAAUACAGUAUGUGGGGGAUAUUAUUACUUACUAUAGGUGGUAUUCAUUUGUUCCAGUUCACUACUAUUAAUAUUAGUGCUUUAGUUAUGAUAAAUGGAAGCCAUUAGUGGGAUAUAAAUUAUGUUUUAGAGAGCAGACUAAAACAUACCUAUAAGAUGAAAGUUUUUUAAAGUAGAGAGAAAUGUGUGGGACAAACACAUAUGAGAUGUAAAGAGGAACAUGUGUAGGACGAAAAACACACACACACAUUUUUGUGGAACAGUCUAACACUUGGUACUUCACCUUAAAGGUGUGUUUAUUAAUUGUUAAUUAUCCAAUUAUCUAUUAUUUACAUCCCUCUGCUGCCCAUUUUAAUGUGCUUUACAUAUUUUAUUGUGUUAAAAAUCAUUUAUGUUAACUUAUUCUGCCAAAAUAAACAUUGCACUUUUGAAAAAUGCUCCAAUGUAGCAGACAGUUUUUCUAUGUGUGUUCUCUUUUCAUUCAUAUCACAACUUACAUUGGAUUUUAAAUUAUGAGCUUCAAAUGUCUUACAAAGACGUAUGUGGUGUGCUCUGUGUACAUAGGUUUUUGCACAGUACUCUGACACAAAACAGAGAGAAAGCAACUGUCCUUUUGGUGAGAGUGGAUUCUUGUUGACUUUUCCCAGUGUAAAGCGCUAAUAAGAAUAUUAUAAGUCAACAUUCCAUUCUGGUUAGAGUAAUUUGUUUGUGUGCAGUUUCUUAUAUGUCUCUUCUAUCAAGUUGUCUCCAUGACAUCUAUGUCUUCCCAUGACUUUUCUCAGAACUUGAAAGGUACUUCUCAUUUGCUGUUUUUUGGUGCUUUAAAUUAGAAUGAGAGUUUCCUUUGUAGAUGUCGAGCACCUUUGAAAAUUCUUGUUUAUAUACAUUAUGGCAUCUUAACAUCCAGAAGCUUCCAUCAAAUAUAUCAGAACCUUAAAAGUAAUUUUAUCUAUAUUGCAGGAACUUUUAGGCUGAAAACUAACUCUUGAGUAGGGCUUGUCCCCCUCCCCCCAUAAAAGAUUUCUUUUUUACAAAAAUGAUAAGGAGCAUUAUUCAAAACAGUGUAUGUAACUCCUCAAGUGAUGAGUGUCUGUAUUCUUGGUUCCUGCAUGUCAUGUCACAUUCUGGAUCCUACAUGUCUGACACAUUGUUUGUAUUGUUCCAAUAUUUUUAAUACAUUUCUUCUUAUUCCCCAGGUGUUUCUGAGAAAUUUGUCUGAACCAUUCGUCAUUAAAAAAUAAAAAUUAAAAAAAAAAUGUUGAACUUUCCUAUGUUGAAGCUAGUUGAAUCACAUUGUCAGUGAAACAGUGACCAAUACAAUACUGAAAAAUGUAUGUUUUAGUCUAAAGGCACAAUUUAUUUAUUUUGCCUAGUGACUAACAGUUUUGAUUCACAGUGCCAUUCUCAGGCCAUCCUCUAAGACGCAGUCGUCACAUUCACUUCCCAAGUGGGUGUGUCAGUUACUUAUUUGACACACCUAAUUGGAAAGCGAGCAUGAUGACUGCGUGUCAGGGGCUGGCCUGAGGAUGGUACUGUGUACUGAAAUGGGUUGCCAGCAGGCAAAAUAAAUAAAUAAUUUGUCAUUAUAGACUAAAACAUAUUUUCUUUUUAGUACACCCUUUAUCUAUCAACACAUUUUAUUUCAAUAUUGUAAAAGCAGUAUUGUAAUAUCCUGCCACAGAGAAGAGUAUGCAUUUAUUUGUUUGUAUGCGAGUAAUGUGUACACACAGCCUCUAAGAGUGGAAUUAACAAAUUGGUCAAAAUAAUUUACCAACAGGUAUGUUUGAUGCAUUCUGUGCAAUAGUCAUACAUAAUUGUUAAGUUUAAAUGUCACUCAGAGUGAUAACAACCAACUGAAUUAAAUCGCCACAAAAAUUUAUUUCCUGUGGAAUAUGGUCAUAAUUUCUAUGUGUGACUUAAAAUUUUUGUUGAGAUAAAUUGUACUUAAGAAAAAUAACUCCUGCCUCUGCGAGCAAAAUACAUUUGGAACCAUGGAGACAGAUUGUUUGCAAAUAGUUCAUCUACAAAGUCUAUAUCCUCUCAUUUUAUGGAAUUGUAGAUGUAUAUUAUAUUGAGUACACUAAAACAAAUCGGGCCUCUUAGAUACUGAAUUGGUCAAUUUCUUUUUGCAAUGGCAAAAAGAGAAAUUGAUUGUUGUCAAGACUGGACAACUGAGGUGCAACAAGUUGCAAUUCAAGUGCGAACCAAUGUGUUUACAUAAGCAUGCUAGUUUGAUAUUUUGUUCUGGCUUGUUCUGUGCUGUGAUAUGUUAAGUAACAGGGGGAAAAGGAAUGAUCGGAAUAGAUGCUAAUACUUCUGCCCUACAUUUAUCCUAGCAGCUAUGUACAGAGUUGCUCGUAAUAGUGUUGCCAAAGGAAAUGGGUAUGCCUUAGCAAACAUUAAUGAUUGUUCAGCCUUAUGGGCCGUGUGUACACACAAUUCAUAGUUGCUGAAGUAUUGCUGCCUAUGAACUUAUGGCAGUUGACUGAAUCCAGAAGGCAACUAUGGCUUUAGUUCCCUCCAGUACUGACUUCAUGUGACAUGAGUUAUAGAUAAUUAUUCAUAUUUCUUGAUUCACCUUUACUGAGACUUUAUUUUAUAUAAUAAAAAUAUGAUUUCUGAAUGUUGCUUGAAAAUCCAUUUGGUAAUUCAGUAUGAAAGUUCUAUUAUAUUUUAUGCAUAAAAAAGACACUAAUUCAGAUGUUGGUAAUCAAAAUCUGCAGUAAAUUUGACAGAAUUUUGAUUUGAUGUUGAAUGGAAUAAAAUUGAAAUGUACUGUAUGUUUUUAGAAAUAAACUGGCACCUGUUCAAAGUUUUA
Schistocerca serialis cubense is the source of this 5725-nucleotide messenger RNA. RefSeq names its product malonate--CoA ligase ACSF3, mitochondrial-like. Bases 188 to 1933 code for a protein of 581 amino acids. Gene Ontology annotation, molecular function: medium-chain fatty acid-CoA ligase activity. The transcript is spliced from 11 exons. Lineage: Eukaryota; Metazoa; Arthropoda; Insecta; Orthoptera; Acrididae. The record is from RefSeq and is a predicted model, not a curated record. Gene Ontology annotation, biological process: fatty acid metabolic process.